This is a messenger RNA of Oldenlandia corymbosa var. corymbosa, 306 nucleotides long. The record is from the annotation of a GenBank genome assembly. Lineage: Eukaryota; Viridiplantae; Streptophyta; Magnoliopsida; Gentianales; Rubiaceae.
AUGAGUAAAGUUGGCAGAAUUUUUGCCCAAACUUGCAGAAAAGUUCAGACUUUGUCACGUGAUGAUCCCACUAAUAGCUUGAAGAAAAGGGUUGCUGCAAUGGAGAAGAAUAGGAAGACAAGAGACCCCAGAAAGAUUCAGUUUUAUGUUGAAGUCCCGGAAUCAAGAUCCUUUCUUGAUACUGCCACCAUUCCUGUGAUACUCACUGUGGUUGGCACGGCCCUUUUUGCCAAAAUCCUCAUGAUGGUCUCGAGAAAUGAUACAGAGCAAGAUAAAGAAUGCACCACCUGGUCAAGGGACAGUUAG